AUGACCUGCCAACAUGCUCAAACCUCCUCCAUGAUGCCAGACACCGCAUACGGCAAUGAUGGCACCCUUGACCGAAUGCUACGGAUGAACCAACGCUCCAAGUGCCCGCCGGCUAUCUUCAUACAUGCUGGGGCUGGUUUCCACAGCACCCAAAAUGAAAGGGUUCACCUUAAAGCCUGCGUCACAGCCGCAGAGAUGGGAAUGAAGUUCUUGAGAGCCGGUGCCACUGCCACCGAAGCAGUUGAGGCAUCCCUUCGUAUCCUCGAGGAUCAAGAAAUUACGAACGCAGGGUACGGCUCGAACCUUUCCAUUGACGGAACUGUUGAGUGUGAUGCAACCGUAGUUGAUCAUUUGGGUCGAAGUGGUGCUUGUGGUGCUGUACCCAAUAUCCGAAAUCCCAUCUCCCUGGCAAAACUUAUUUUGGAUCGAAGCAAUCAACCCCUGAGUCUCCGUCGUGUGCCUCCAAACGUCCUUGUAGGAGAUGGUGCUAAGACCUUUGCUGAGGAAUAUGGCAUGGUUACGCUCGCCAACGAAUAUCUUGUUUCCAAAAAUGCCCGUGACCGGUUUCUGCGCUGGCAAGAUGAUCUUAACCGAGCCGAGAAUAAGCUUAGGGAUACCAAAGCUACAGUAGGGCCGGAACAAGGGCCUUUGGCUUGUGACCCUUGCCAGUAUUCUACAGAUGUGCAGGACAUUCCAAGAGAUCACACUGCAGCAAUAAUGGCUGGAACCUGGAACGAAGGCCAACCGGAUUCUCCAUACCGUGGCACGCCAAUACCAGAAACAGGGGGCUCUGGAUCUUCCAGUCCAGCCAAUUACUUUCGCUCUCCGGGGGUUGCAAUUCCCAUAAGCAGUCGAACAUCAGUCCGGGCUACGACUGAACGGUCUCCUCCACCUCCAGGUGGCACUGUCAAUAAUAAAGUGAAUCCUUCUUGUUCGCGUGCCAAGGGCCGACAUGGGAAACCCGAUUCAGCUGCUCAAGGUUCUGGCAAGAAUGGUCAGCGUGUCGUAUCAGUUACUGAAGAAGCUGCCACAAGCUAUCGAGACGCUUUGAUGGUUCCUGAUCACGCAAGACCUCUGAAGGAACCAGAAAGUAGCUAUUCAACAAUGCCCGGUGGUCUGCGGGCCUCAGCUCCUUCUUAUCAAGGAUCUAAGCGAUCAAUCGUCCAGACCGGGGAGGACGGAGACCCUGGGCGUUCAAAGAAACCUUUCAUCCAACCCAGGACAGACGGGGAAGAGGACUUCAUUACUGACACUAUUGGUGCCAUUGCCAUAGACGAGAAAGGGCAUAUUGCUGCUGGGUCAUCAUCUGGUGGGAUUGGAAUGAAACAUCGAGGCCGCCUUGGUCCGGCAGCUCUAGUCGGUAUUGGAACAGCAGUCAUUCCCUGCUCAGAAGAUGACGAGGAGAGCAUUACAGUGGCCGCAGUUACAAGUGGAACUGGUGAGCAUAUGGCUACCACAAUGGCUUCUCAGAGAUGCGCCGAGCGCAUUUACCGAGGAACUCGCAAAGGGGCGGGAGGAGGUGACGUUCACGAUGAUGACGAGGACGCCAUUAUGGAAUCUUUCAUCGCUGAAGAUUUCAUGAACCACCCUGGUGUCAGAUCAUGCCAUUCUGCUGGUGCCAUUGGAGCAAUGGUGGUUAAAAAGACACCUUCAGGAUAUUAUCUCUACUUUGCACACAAUACCGACUCCUUUGCAUUAGCAUCGAUGGGCGCCUCAGAAAAGGAGCCCGUUUGCACAAUGUCUCGACUACCAGCAGGUGCUAAGAUCGCAAGAGGUGGACGGAAAAUCCGGCUUGAAUAA
This is a messenger RNA of Clonostachys rhizophaga, 1800 nucleotides long. The record is from the annotation of a GenBank genome assembly. NCBI's taxonomy places the organism in Eukaryota, Fungi, Ascomycota, Sordariomycetes, Hypocreales, Bionectriaceae.